Dictyostelium discoideum AX4 is the source of this 279-nucleotide messenger RNA. RefSeq lists its product as hypothetical. Lineage: Eukaryota; Evosea; Eumycetozoa; Dictyosteliales; Dictyosteliaceae. Bases 1 to 279 code for a protein of 92 amino acids. The record is from RefSeq and is a predicted model, not a curated record. The transcript is spliced from 3 exons.
AUGGAAAUAAAAAAUUUAUAUUCCUUAACAAAACCCAUACCAAUAGUAAAAAUUUAUGUAUUCCCUGCCAAUCAAAUCUUAAAAAACAAAUGGUUUGAUAUUUUUUUAAAAAAGAUAAAAACAAAAAAUAAAAAUAAUCAUACAGGUCGUUAUGCCUGUAUUGGAGCUUGUACUGAUAAAGAUCCAGAUUUUUAUAAAAACUGUCAAACAGUAAAUGGACCAUAUUGUAAAAAAGUAUUAGACAGAUGUGAUAAAGAAUGUGCAAAAGUUCCAUUUUAA